UCCUGUCAGUUUUUCUGUUAGCUGUUCUUCAACUUCCUUAUUUGCCCGUGAGUACCGUUUCCUCUUUCGCUUACUGCUUACUGAUUCUUCUUCUUCUUCAGGGCACAGCUGCGGAUACGUCUGCUCUGCUAACCUGCCCAAAAAGGAACCCAAAUCUGGACUUUACAAAGGAACAUGAGGGCAGUUUGAAGCUGUCUCCGGCUUGUCUUCACGUCUAGAGACUGACUGUAACGUUUCUGGUGCUGGGCCGUGGAGCUUGUGCAAGACUGCUUCAAUGCAUCCCUUCAUGUGCAUGUUUUGUGUGACUGACUGUGUAUGAGAGAGAGGAAGCAAAGUGAAAUGAUGUAUAUUGCCGUGACAGCAGUCUGUACGCAGUAGCAUACACCACGCUGUGUGUGUGUGUGUGUGUGUGUGUGUGAGAUGUCAGGAGACACCAGCACCCUGUCCUGGAGGAGCAUGUCUCCCACCAGCCAGUCAGAUUCCUCGGAUAUGUCUCCCUCGGCAACCGUCUCCAGGAACAGCAUCUUCCAAGUGAAGAUCAUGAAAGUGUGUUUCCUUAGCAACAGCUCCAACCUGGGCAAGAACUUCAAACUGGUCCGCUGUGAGGAGGGAUGGACCAUCAGGGAUAUCGUUAACACGGUGCUGUCCAGUGGCUGCGUUGGUCCAGACAUAGUAUACAGCCUCUGCUACUGCCUCCUCCUCAAACACCUCAAGUCCUCAGUGAUCCACUGGCUGCACCCGGACCUGACUGUGUCUGAGCUCACCCAGCGGUACGAGCAGCAUCACCUGGAGGCCGAGUGGAGGUAUGAUCUGAGGAUCCGAUACAUCCCGUCAGACUUCAUGGAGAAAUUCAAAGAUGACAGAACCACUAUGCUCUACUUUUACCAGCAGGUACGAAGUGACUACAUGCAGCUGUGUGCCUCAAAAGUCAGCGAUGGGAUGGCAUUACAGCUCGGUUGUCUGGAAAUUAGGAGAUUCUACAAAGACAUGAAUCCAAACGGACUGGAGAAGAAGUCCAACUUUGAGCUAUUAGAGAAGGACGUGGGACUGGACCUGUUCUUUCCUAGAGAGCUGAUCGACAGCAUGAAGCCCAAGCAGUUGCGUCGGCUGAUCCAGCAGACGUUCCAGGGCUACUCCACCCUGACGCAGGACCAGUGCAUGGCCCGCUUCUUCACCACUCUGGCUCAGUGCCACAGCUACACACAGGAGAGCUUCGCCUGCCAGCUGGUGCAUGGUUGGAAUCUAACAAUAGACCUGGUCAUCAGCCCGGAAGGCAUCAGCCAGCAAACUGACAACUCCACGCCCAUCUGUUUGGCCACGUUCUCUCAGGUGCGCAGCAUCUCCUGCUCUGCUGAGAGUGAUGGUCGGGCUCUGCUCAUUGUGCACAUAGAGGGAGCCAAACAGCCGCUGUCAGUGAACACCUCCUCCCUGGCCGUGGCAGAAAACAUGGCUGACCUGAUCGACGGCUACUGUCGGCUGGAAGGCACCGCUGAGAGCUCGCUCAUUAUCCGGCCCAGUAAAGGGAGAGACGCAAGACUGAAGUUACCUGACAUCCCAAAAGGCGGUGGUCGCAGUGGUCCUGAUAGAGGUUCGGACAUUUAUGCUGAGAUUCCAGAGGGCACAGCAGACUUAGGUGAGAAGCACAGGAUCUCCAGAGACGACGUCGUCUUGGGUCGGAUCCUGGGCGAGGGAUUCUUCGGAGAGGUUCACGAUGGAGUUUACAAAAGCCCAACCGGAGAGAGGAUCUGUGUGGCCAUCAAAACCUGUAAGGACGUCUCGGCUGAAGUGAAGGAGAAGUUUCUCAGUGAAGCCAGCUUGAUGAAGAACCUGGAUCAUCCCCACAUUGUGCGUCUCGUCGGAGUCAUUGAGGUCGAUCCUGUCUGGAUCGUCAUGGAGCUCCUUGAACACGGAGAGCUGGGGAGCUAUCUGGUGGAGGAGAAGUACAUCCUGACCACUGCGACGUUAAUCCUGUACUGUCUACAGAUCUGCAAAGCCUUGGCUUACCUGGAAGGACUCAACUUGGUGCACAGAGAUAUAGCGGCGAGAAACGUCUUGGUGGCAUCGCCUGAAUGCGUCAAGCUCGGCGACUUUGGCCUGUCUCGCUACGUUGACGAUCAAGAGUACUAUAAAGCCUCAGUUAGUCGAUUACCAAUCAAAUGGAUGGCACCUGAGUCCAUCAACUUCAGACGCUUCACCACAGCUAGUGACGUCUGGAUGUUUGGUGUGUGUGUGUGGGAGAUCUUCUCGAUGGCCCAGCAGCCGUUCUUCUGGCUGGAGAACGGCCAGGUGAUCAUCCAGCUGGAGUCGGGAGUUCGACUUCCCAAACCGCAGCAGUGCCCGCCACCCGUCUACGCCCUGCUGAGCCGCUGCUGGGCCUACGAGCCGAACAACCGGCCCAGCUUCAGCCAGCUCGUCUGCCUCCUAAGUGACGUCCACAGGAAGGAGCUGGAGCAGGAGGGGAGGCAAGACAGACCGCGCUCCAACAUAUCAACCUUUGACCACAUCCACACCACAGAGCCCCCACCCAAGCCAUCCAGAUUACAAGGCAACACCCUUCCUCGGGUCACACAGGGAACGAAGAGAGACACCAGGCCGGUGUGGGAGAAAGAGAAAGAGCAAGUGGAGGACACUUUACAAAAACAAAGAAGAGAUAUGCUGAUGGAUAAACAGUGGCUGGAGCAGGAGGAGAGACAACUGGAUCCUGUCGUAAGAGUGGACUCACACAUCAAGCCUCCGGAAAAAAGCCCAGAAAACGGUCCUCCAGAGAAGCCCCCGAUGCCUCCCACAGUCUCACAGCCUCAGCCCACAGCGGAGCUGGACCGAUCAGGUGACCAGGUUUACACCGGCGUCAUGGCGAUGGUGAAACAGGUGGUCCAGCUGAAGAAUGAUGUCAACAUGCUGCCCGCCUCCGAGUAUCCCAACGCUGUUAAAUCGGUGGGCAUCACUCUACGUAGCCUGAUCCAAAGUGUGGAUGAGAUCCUGCCCUCUCUGCACUGCUCUGUCACAACAGAGAUCGAGGGCACUAAGAAACUGCUGAACAAGGAUUUAGGGGAUUUGAUCAACAAGAUGCGACUGGCCCAGCAGAACGCCGUGACGUCGCUGAAGGAGGAAUGUGUGCGGCAGAUGUUGGCGGCCGCUCACACUCUGGCGCUGGACUCCAAAAACCUGCUGGACGCUGUGGACCAGGCUCGAGUCAGGGCCAACCUGGCCAAGCCCAGACCCGCCUCACAAGACGCAGAGGAUUCUGGGGAGUGAAGUCGCCUGUUGAUCGAAUGGACUCUGGUUUAAGUGGCAGCGCUGUACACACAGACUGUAUAUAAGAAGUGGACAUAGUCACCGUGACGUCACCCAUUGGUUUGUGGACUGCUGUUUUGAAGCCUCGAGGUCGGCAUUUUGGUCGUCGCCCUCUUGUUUUUUUGCAACCAGGACACGAGAGGAGGGAGUACAACAAACGCUGAAUAAGACAUUUUUAGGCGACAACAAUGUUACAAUUAACUUUCAUGAACUGAAAACACACCGUGAGAGGGUUAAAGUUUUAAGACAAAAAAACAGACAACACCCAGACCUGACAACGC
Molecule: messenger RNA, 3575 nt
Organism: Sebastes umbrosus (honeycomb rockfish)
Lineage: Eukaryota; Metazoa; Chordata; Actinopteri; Perciformes; Sebastidae
Product: protein-tyrosine kinase 2-beta-like
Exons: 30
Coding region: 421-3255 (944 amino acids)
Biological process (GO): signal complex assembly; protein phosphorylation
Cellular component (GO): focal adhesion; cytoskeleton
Molecular function (GO): ATP binding; protein tyrosine kinase activity
Source: RefSeq, a predicted model, not a curated record